Molecule: messenger RNA, 1959 nt
Organism: Phaethon lepturus (White-tailed tropicbird)
Lineage: Eukaryota; Metazoa; Chordata; Aves; Phaethontiformes; Phaethontidae
Gene: PHACTR2
Product: phosphatase and actin regulator 2
Exons: 12
Biological process (GO): actin cytoskeleton organization
Molecular function (GO): actin binding
Source: RefSeq, a predicted model, not a curated record
UUGAUGGUUUGGAUAAGGCUUCAAUCGCUAACUCGGAUGGACCAGCCCCAGGAUCCCAAACUCCCCCCUUCAAAAGGAAGGGCAAACUCUCCACCAUUGGCAAAAUCUUUAAACCUUGGAAAUGGCGGAAGAAGAAGACUAGUGACAAAUUCAGAGAAACAUCAGCAGUGUUGGAAAGGAAGAUUUCGACAAGACAAAGCAGAGAGGAGCUGAUAAGAAGGGGAGUGCUGAAGGAAAUGCCUGAGCAAGAUGGUGAUGUAACAGUAAGUUUUGAAACUUCAAAUGGACACACCAUAGCCAUUGGUGAAGAAACCAUACAGGAAGAAAAUGUGGUAAAAGCUAGUGGAGAUAAUGAUACUUUAUCAGAGAAAGCAUCAGCAUUGGAAGGAAAAAAAGAAGAUCAAAAAGAGAGCACUAUCGAUCACUGCCCAGAAAUACCGGCAUCCCAUGCGCCACCACUACCCAAGCCUAAGCCUAAAUCUAAAAAAGCUCCGCUACCACCAAAAAAUGCUAUUGCUGCUUCGGCCACCACCAGCCAUAAGAGUAACGAAGCACCUCAUGCUAAAAAAAAGGGAAAGGCUCCUGCUAAGCAGCCUCCUCUCCCACCACCCAAGCCAACAAGCCACAGUGCAAAUCGAGAAGCUGCUAGUUCCUCUCAUGCAAAAAAACCACCAGUCUCCAAGUCCUCUUCAUCGCCAUCUCCUUCAUCCGCGUCAUCUCAUCCCAAAGCCUCUAAGGAGACUCCCAGCAAAUUGGGCACAUCAGGGACUCCCAGGGGCAAGAAAAAACCUGGGAAACAGUCAGCCCCACGAACAGCGCCGGAUGGGGCUGCUUCUUCCCCCUCAGGUGCCACAGCCAACAGGUUGGAAGCGAAGGCAGAAAAACACGAGCCUGAGCAACCUUCCAUAGUAAUUUCUGAAAUGGAGGACGCAGACCAACCGAGCAAGCUUGUUGUCCCCCCUCCUCCCACCGCUGCCCCUCCUCCACCUCCACUUCCACCUCCUUUUGCUGCUGCAGCCGGUCAGCUCGCUGUCUCCUCAGAUGCCCAAGAUGUGUCAGACGGCUGCGCGGCAGUGCCAGCUGGCACCGGAUCAGAUACUAAACCUCUUCUCCAGGCUGAGCGUGGCACAGACGAGAGCCUGAGCAGUACGACCCUAGACAGCGGUCCAGAUGCUGGUGGAGAAGACACAGAAAGCUUGGCUACCAAAGAAGACCAAGAAGCGGAGGCACCUGGCCAGGCACGCUCUGAACUGGUGGAGGAGGCUUCUGAUGCUGGUGCUGCUCCUGAGAGUGAAAGUAGCAGAGAGAGCCACAGCAGUGACUCGGACUCUGACGGACCGAUACUGUACACAGAUGAUGAUGAGGAUGAUGAUGAUGAUGAUAAUGCAAGUGCUGAAAACUCUUUGGCAAGUAAAAUUCGUCGCAGGGAUACUCUUGCUAUCAAACUUGGCAACAGACCAUCUAAGAAAGAAUUAGAAGACAAAAACAUCUUGCAGCGUACAUCUGAAGAGGAGAGGCAGGAAAUCAGACAUCAGAUUGGAACAAAGCUAGUGAGGAGGCUUAGCCAGAGGCCUACAACUGAAGAGCUAGAGCAAAGAAAUAUCCUAAAGCAGAAGAAUGAAGAAGAGGAACAGGAAGCCAAAAGAGAAAUAAAACGUAGACUCAGUAGAAAGCUAAGCCUGAGGCCUACGGUGGCCGAACUUCAAGCAAGAAGAAUCCUUAGAUUUAAUGAGUACGUGGAGGUCACGGAUUCCCCGGAUUACGACCGUCGUGCCGACAAGCCUUGGGCCAGGUUAACUCCUGCAGACAAGGCAGCAAUACGGAAAGAACUGAAUGAAUUUAAAAGCACAGAAAUGGAAGUGCAUGAGGAAAGUCGGCAAUUUACCAGGUUUCAUCGUCCAUAACUGUUUGACCACAUCCCAUAUUUCAUGUAACGAUUUUCUUUGGGGAAAUCAUUGC